Molecule: messenger RNA, 4507 nt
Organism: Plasmodium cynomolgi strain B
Lineage: Eukaryota; Apicomplexa; Aconoidasida; Haemosporida; Plasmodiidae
Exons: 9
Coding region: 318-2501 (727 amino acids)
Source: RefSeq, a predicted model, not a curated record
CCCCGUUCUCCAUAAGAGUUUGCUAUUCGAGGAGAAGCAUAAACUGCAAAAAGGCCCCUCUGCCCUUUCCUCUGCUUUGUGCAUAUCGGAUGACACGAAAUUUCAUGGUCUACACCUUUACGGAGACCAAAAGUUGGCACGUUGAGGGGCUGACCGAUGACCAACUUCUGGCCGAAUGAAUGCCCGACCGACCAACCGACCAUCCAACCGAGUCACCGCCUUGCGCGUGCUGCACACCCAAACCCCCCAUUUUGUCAUCUCCGUUUAAACAAGGGGCGAAGAAAAAAUGAAAGAAAGCAAAGUGAAAGGAGUAAAAAAUGACAGAAGAAAAAAGUCAUAACGAACCAACCAAAAAUGAAAGCAGCGAAAAUAAGUACCUCUCCCAAAUAUACUCCUUCCUAAAUUCCAGUUAUAUUAAAAGUUCUUUUGAAAGUAAGCCUGAAGAUGGUCAGAACAAAAAAAAGAGAAGAAAUUUGUCUUCUCGAAAGGCUUAUGGCUACCUCGUGCGGAGGUUUAAGAAGGUUGCCAUAGAAUGCGACUUAUACUUGGAAGAAAUUCAAGUUCAAAAUGAAAAUGAGAAAUUCAUCGUUCAAAUAUUUGGGAGGAAUUCCGUCACGUUAAAGAAGCUCUACAGAAAGAAAAAGAUGAUUGACCAUUAUUUUUUCCUCCUCAUUUUGUUCAACAUCUUGUCCAAUUUGCCCUACACCAUUAUACCAAUUCAGAAGUUUGUAGACAUUUGCGAUAGUUACAUAACUCGAGGUGUGAAACUCCUGAUGAAGUUGAACGCGUCCCACUACGGUAGGAAGAAGCGAAUUCACAAAAUUUACUUCGAGUCGGUUUUCUACCUAUUUGUGUCAAUCUGGAAUAAUCACUAUUUUGACUUUUCCCUGUCCAACACCAUGGUAAUUUUGACCUUUUUUUACAAAAUUUACAUUAUCCUGAAAAAGCUGGAAAUCCGGAACGUAAACCUGUUUGACAACAUAUACGUACUGUGCGCGUCUUAUGUGAACAAAAUAAACUCCAUGUUCAGCACGUACCUCAUCAUCAAGCGGAUGCUCAUAGACGAGUGCGAAAUUAAAAUCAUCAAGAAGAAAAAAACCUUCCUGAUUUUACCCAUUUUCAUCGACAUUAUAAAAAUCCUGGACGUGUACGAUGAAAUUAUAAAAAAAACAAACAUAAGUGCCUUGGUCAAGUUGUACGAAGAGCUGAAAUUAUUUCUCCUUUUUUUUUUCCACAAGUUGCUGUACAAUUUAAUAACAGAGCAGGACAUGCUUCCGCGCAACAUUUUUAAAUACCUCCAAAUUAAUAACAACAUCGCAUCCAACCGGAGAAGGAGAAGUGGCAAGGGGGACGAUUCCCAUAAGAGGGACUCCAGUGAACUGCACAACAGCUUUUACAAGUACACCAAUUCGAUCAACGAGAAUUUCGUUUUUUUCUCAUUUUUCGAAAAUUUUUGCUUGUUUAAUACUUUCACCGAAAGGGAAAAGACAAACGAUUUUUAUUCCUCCCUGUCCCUUUCGUUCAACUCAAUAAAUUCGACCAGCUCUUCCAACGAAAAUGACCAAGGGAGAGGUGCCAAGUACGCAAAGGGGCAUGUCGAAUCACCUGAACUAGGCUAUAAUGAUGCCUUCAGACAAAAUGAAGAAAGCGAAAAGUCGUCCCAAAUUAUAAGAAUGCACAAACACAAAAUUGACAUCCUUGAUAUGCAAUAUAAUCAUUUCUUCAUUCAUAAAUACAAAAAUGAAAAUAAAUUUAUUUUACUCAUUAAGAGUUACUUCAAUGAUUACUUGUGUGCUCUCGUGAACAGCUUGUACAUUUACUCGAAAAUUAUUUACUCCGAUAGGAAAUAUGGUGCAGCUGACUGUAAAGAUGAUGGCGGUCUUGAUGAGGGGUACCACAAGGAAGGCAGCAAUUCAGGGACGGAGAAUCAGCUAAACCGAAAUGAAGAGAGACACAAAAUGGGACAGCAGAGGGGGGAUCUCCACGAGUCGUCCCCCUUGGUGGUCUCUUCGUCAGCACUGUCCUCAGGCCCCCCCGGUGAGAAGCGCCAUGACGGUGAGAAAAAUUCCAGCGUAGAUCGAAAAUUGGGCACAAUAGUAUUGGACGCAGAUAAGAUGGCCCCAAUCGACAUUGGCGCCACUGACGUGACCACGCUCCGAGCGGGCCCCGGUGAAGUGGGCGAGUUCCACCUGAUCCACAGGCAGAAGGUGCAGAGGCAAGAAAGCAACUCGCCGAAAAGCAAGGGGAAGAAAAGGAAAACAGGAAAAUUCCCCCACGCACACACAAAAAUUGUAAACGUUUUAACAAGCUUCGUGGAGGUAAUAUACAAAAAUAUAUUCAAAAAAGUGAUCAAAAAAAUACACACAUGCAAAAGCAUAAGCGAUUUGAAGCUCUAUUCAUACAUAGAAAAAAUAUACGCAAAUGACACGUACUACUGCUUAAAAAAGAGGUUAAAAAAUUUUGCUUCGUUCUUUUCUUCUCCGUUACGCUCAAAAAUUUAAUUAAAAGUUAUGUAUAUAAAAUAAAAAAGGAAAAAGUAAGCAAAAAGAAUUUGGAAGAUUUCCAGUCCAUCAUCAUAUACGACACGUGCAGCUUUAUCAAAAUAUACAACCAACUGAGUGAAGCCAAUUGCAAAGAUUUUUUUUCAAAUAAAUACAUCAACUUCCUCGUGUAUGUAAAAAACAUACUUACAUUGCCCCGGCAGAAACUGCUACUCUGUCCGGUUAAAAACAGACACUUUUUUUUCUACAUAAAGAGUAAGCGAAUGAGCGGUGAAAAGACUCUCCCCAAAUUUUGCCAACAGGAUUAUUAUGUACUCCCAAAUAGCAGAAAUUCGCAAAUUUCUCGAACCAAGUAUUAUGCAGCCGAUGAGGCAAAUCAGCUGGCAGAUCAUCCAAGGAAAAACAUCCUUGAACAGGCCAUUUACAACAUAUUUCAGUCUCUCAAUCCGUUCGGCAAACUGCAAAGGAGAAGCGAUGCGGAUAGCUACUCCGGAUGGGACGCUAAUCAGGAAUACAGCUCCAUCAAAUCUGUCCACGAUAGGAGGAGGGGAGACCCCUAUGACAGCUCCAUCAGCGUCGACACAGACGGGUUUAUCGAGGAACGGAAAAAAAAAGGAGUGAACAAAGAGGGAAGAAGAAGGAAGAAAGAAGAAAAGGAAGAAGAAGAGGAAAAAAAAAAAAAAAAUUAUGAACAUGGUCAGGUGGAAAGUGACGCGGAAAGGCGAAAUGGCCCAGCUAGCCAAAGCGAAAUUAUGAACAAUUCGGGAAGUGAAAAAAAAAAAUCGGCCACGAGUUCCCGCACGUCGGAGGGCGAACAAUGUGAUGGAGUCACCGCGCAGGAGUCCCAGGGGAGCGUCUCCAGUGAAGAGAGUAAAAGCGAAGACGACAACUCAGGUGUAGAACGGCACUCUUAUAACGAACACAGCUAUAGGAGCCAAUCCGACGUGAGCAGCCUACACAGCGGAGAUCUCGAAGAACAGAAGUCCACACGUGGGAGGUCGAGCGGCAGCCCGUUCGAAAUGACACCGGAAGAAAAAAAAUACUGCAUGAAGGUGUACAUGAAAAAUUCCAGCGAACAGUUUGACAGAAAAGUGAUGAUUUUAAAAAAUGACAAAAUUUAUUUUUACAACUCUGAGUAUGCCAUAUCAUACGAUUCCUUCUACUUCCUCAUGGAAAUAAAAAAAAUAUACUCGUGCGAUGGUUUUUUCGACUCGCUCAUCAAUUCGCAACGGAUAAGUGUCGUCAACUCCACGUACUCCUCCACGGAGGAUGAGGAGUUCUACUCCAGGAGCGCGGGCAGCCUUUCGUCCGAGAGCGGCUGGCAGAAGUGUGGCUUCGAUGCGAAAAUAAUUUUCCACAACUCGCUGCGCAAAAACAUACAGCUCAUGUUCAUUGAUGAGUCAUACGAAAAAAUGGUGAGCAGGAUUAACAGCUCCUUAGUGCACGAAACGGACAGGACAUUCGCAUACGCACACUUGAGUUACGAUGAGGGAGUGGAAAGAGACCUCCUCUGUCACUAUCUGCAAUUAAUUGUGAACGAGCAAGGCGAUAGUUCUAAAAGCUUCAGUUCCAAUGACAGCAACAGUGCGUUUGCAAAUGGUGAGCCAGGUGGGGGAUCGAGCAGCGACAGGCAGAGUGACGCGCCAAGUGAUGCACAAAGUGAUAGGCGUUGUGACGCGCACAAUGGCGGGUUCGUGGAGGAGACGGAGGAGGGCUCCGGCAGGGAUGCCACUCGUUCGUACGAGAAAUUCCAGUCGAGCGAAGAGGGGGAAGUCCAGCACAGCGCAGGCAGAGAAAAUAUUUUGCCAAAAAAAAUAAAAGUCCGGAAGGAAAACAAAAUGAAGCUUUUCAAAAAUAUCGACAAGAAUGACAUUUACAAUUUGUUUUACGAGGAAAUUUGCAGACUCUGCAAGAACAAAAAUAACAACAUUUCCAAGAAAAAUUCGGACGACCUUUUUUUCCACAAGUCUGUGAAUAGGCUGUACCAGACGGCCAACCUGGGAUAG